GCGGCGACGCUGGGUGUGUGGGCGCAGAUGGCGGCGGCGCACGGCGCCUGAGCGGGCCGGGGCCAUGAGCGCCGCCCGGCCCCAGUUCAGCAUUGAUGAUGCCUUCGAGCUGUCCCUGGAGGACGCGGGCCCUGGGCCCGAGUCCAGCGGGGUCGCGCGCUUUGGGCCGCUGCACUUCGAGCGUCGGGCCCGGUUCGAGGUGGCUGACGAGGACAAGCAGUCCCGGCUGCGCUACCAGAACCUGGAGAACGAUGAGGAUGGAGCCCAGGCCUCUCCGGAGCCAGAUGGGGGAGUCGGCAUCAGGGAUUCCGGCCGAACUUCCAUCCGCAGCUCCCAGUGGUCCUUUAGCACCAUCAGCAGUGGCACCCAGCGCUCCUACAACACCUGCUGCAGCUGGACCCAACACCCUUUGAUCCAGAAGAACCGCCGAGUGGUGCUGGCCUCCUUCCUGCUCCUGCUGCUGGGGCUGGGGCCUGCUCAGUGCCUUGCUCUGGAAACAGAGCUUGGUGAGCUUCCUGGGGAGGGUCUCUGCCUAGGGCACCUUCAGCUCAGGUGGUGGGAGGCAUCAUUCCUUAGGGCUGAGCCGGGCUGGGGGUGGGAGCCCCCGCCCUCACCACUGCUCCUGCCCCCACCCCCGCGGCUCCGUCUGUGUGCAGUGCUGAUCCUGGUCGGCGUGGGACUGGAGGCGACCCCCUCUCCAGGUGUCUCCAGCGCCAUCUUCUUCGUGCCGGGCUUCCUGUUGUUGGUGCCUGGAGUCUAUCACGUGAUCUUCAUCUACUGCGCGGUCAAGGGCCACCGGGGCUUCCAGUUCUUCUACCUGCCCUACUUCGAGAAGUGACCGCGGCGCAGCGUGGACUCCUUGCGUCCACGGGGGCGCCCUCGGACCCGCGCCCUGUUCCGUUCCCCUCAUCUCAAGGGAAGAGGCCUUCCAGGACCCUCGAAACGCCAGCCCCUAGGGAGUUUGCUCAGGAAGUUUGGGGCAUGCAGGCCUGGCCCUGGGAAAGCCGCCCCUCGCCUGCUCUGUGCCUUAACUUAUUCUCGGGCCGUGCGGCUGCUAGGUUGCUGUUAUUUUGUGCUAAUAAAAGAGUAAUUAAUUCCA
This is a messenger RNA of Symphalangus syndactylus (siamang), 1099 nucleotides long. It is a transcript of the gene TMEM134, whose product is annotated as transmembrane protein 134. The record is from RefSeq and is a predicted model, not a curated record. NCBI's taxonomy places the organism in Eukaryota, Metazoa, Chordata, Mammalia, Primates, Hylobatidae.